Molecule: messenger RNA, 680 nt
Organism: Gigantopelta aegis
Lineage: Eukaryota; Metazoa; Mollusca; Gastropoda; Neomphalida; Peltospiridae
Product: 40S ribosomal protein S5
Exons: 4
Coding region: 6-623 (205 amino acids)
Biological process (GO): ribosomal small subunit assembly; translation
Cellular component (GO): ribosome; cytosolic small ribosomal subunit
Molecular function (GO): structural constituent of ribosome; mRNA binding; rRNA binding
Source: RefSeq, a predicted model, not a curated record
CCAACAUGGCGGAGAACUGGGAUGAAUCUGGACCCGUGGCGGCAGAAAUACCAGAAAUAAAGCUGUUUGCAAAAUGGUCCUCUGAUGAUGUUCAAGUCAGCGACAUCAGUUUAACUGAUUACAUAGCUGUCAAGGAAAAGUAUGCCAAGUAUCUGCCGCACUCGGCUGGUCGAUACCAGAUGAAGCGCUUCCGAAAGGCUCAGUGUCCGAUUGUUGAGCGUCUGGUCUGCUCUCUCAUGAUGCAUGGCCGCAACAACGGCAAGAAGCUUCUGACCAUGCGCAUUGUGAAGCACGCCUUUGACAUCAUUCAUCUGCUUACUGGCGAGAACCCUCUGCAGGUGCUUGUAAAUGCCAUUAUCAACAGUGGUCCGAGGGAAGACUCGACACGUAUUGGACGUGCUGGAACCGUGCGGCGACAGGCUGUUGAUGUGUCUCCACUUCGACGGGUCAAUCAGGCCAUCUGGCUGCUGUGCACUGGAGCUAGGGAGGCAGCUUUCCGAAACAUCAAGACCAUCGCCGAAUGUCUGGCUGAUGAGCUUAUCAAUGCUGCUAAGGGUUCAUCCAACUCGCAUGCUAUCAAGAAGAAAGAUGAAUUGGAACGUGUUGCAAAGUCUAACAGAUAAACAGUUAACAUGAAAGGACAUUUCAAAGGUUCAUCUAAAUAAAAAAAAUAAACAGUG